AUGGAUAAAACUGUGACUCAAAAUGAAAAGAAAAGGAGAGAAAAUCUGAAGAAACAAAAGGUGGCUAAGUUCUUUGAAAAACUCCACUACUCAAACAACCAUGGCACUCUCUUUUCAUCGGUCAGCAAAACUAGACUCGAGUUGACUAAAGAGGUACUUGGAGCAAUUCUGGAAGUUCCCACAAAAGGAAUGAGAGCUAUUGAAGGCAAAAUGAAAGCUUCAAGCAACUUCAAAAUCAUGAUUGCCAAUGAGGUAGUAAAAGAUGCACGUGCAAGGGCAGGACUCAACAAGAAAGAGCUAAAACUAGAGACUGAGGGUCGCACCAUCGCCUCCAUUGCAGACCUCGUGCUUAUAGAGGCAUUGGCUAAUUUCCUAUCCAUAAAACUUCCUACAAUCAUGAUUAAGCACAUAAUCAAAGUGGUGAAUGCGCCAGACAGAAAACAUGAGCUUCCAUACAGAUUCUUUCUAACCAAAGUGUUUGCACACUUCAAGGUUAAGACUGACAAAGCUACAAAGGGAUCCAAGAAGCAUAUGUUAUCCAUGGACACAUUAGAAGAAUGUGAUAGUGUACUGAGGAAAGAUGGCAUUGGAGCUGUGGACCCAGUCGUUGUUGGAAAAACUAGAGCAAAGCAAUAUUAUUCUAAUGAUGUGGAUAGAACAAAGAACAUGGGUGUUUUGCUCCAUGGUGAUGGUAGCUUUGCUGGACAAGGUGUUGUUUAUGAGACAUUGCAUUUAAGUGCUCUUCCAAAUUACACAACUGGUGGGACCAUUCACAUUGUAGUGAAUAAUCAAGUGGCCUUUACUACUGAUCCAAAGGCUGGAAGAUCUUCUCAAUACUGCACUGAUGUUGCUAAGGCUUUGAGUGCUCCAAUUUUCCAUGUCAAUGGCGAUGAUGUCGAGGGUGUUGUUCAUGCCUGUGAACUUGCUGCAGAAUGGCGCCAGACGUUCCACUCAGAUGUUGUGGUUGAUAUUGUCUGUUAUCGUCGAUUUGGUCACAAUGAGAUUGAUGAACCAUCCUUCACCCAGCCCAAGAUGUAUCAGGUCAUCAGAAGUCAUCCUUCUGCAUUAGAGAUCUAUCAAAACAAACUCCUACAAUAUGGUCAGGUGACAAAAGGUGACGUGGAAAAGAUACAGGAUAAGAUCAAUACGAUCCUUAAUGAGGAGUUCGUUGCUAGUAAAGACUAUGUCCCUCAAAAAAGGGAUUGGCUUUCAGCUUUUUGGUCUGGAUUUAAGUCACCUGCACAGCUUUCACGUGUCCGAAACACUGGUGUCAAACCUGAGAUCUUGAAGGAUGUCGGGAAAGCAAUCACAACCCUUCCAGAGGAUUUUAAGCCUCACAGAGCAGUAAAAAGGAUUUUUGAUGACCGUAAAAAAAUGAUUGAGACAGGCGAGGGCGUUGACUGGGCAGUGGGAGAGGCUCUUGCUUUUGCAACGUUGCUUGUGGAAGGAAAUCAUGUUAGGUUGAGUGGUCAGGAUGUUGAGAGGGGUACUUUCAGUCACAGACAUUCUGUUAUUCAUGAUCAGGAGACCGGGGCAAGGUACUGUCCUCUUGAUCAUGUUAUGAUGAACCAAAAUGAAGAGAUGUUCACAGUGAGCAACAGUUCUCUUUCAGAGUUUGGUGUUCUGGGUUUUGAACUGGGUUAUUCUAUGGAAAAUCCAAAUUCUUUGGUUCUUUGGGAAGCCCAAUUUGGUGAUUUUGCCAACGGGGCUCAAGUAAUAUUUGACCAGUUCUUGAGCAGUGGAGAGGCCAAGUGGUUGCGCCAGAGUGGGUUGGUUGUGCUCCUACCACAUGGCUAUGAUGGCCAGGGCCCUGAGCAUUCCAGUGCACGUUUGGAACGUUUCCUCCAGAUGAGUGAUGAUAACCCCUUUGUCAUCCCGGAUAUGGAGCCUACAUUAAGGAAGCAGAUCCAGGAAUGUAACUGGCAGGUGGUGAAUGUAACAACUCCUGCAAAUUAUUUCCAUGUUCUCAGGCGUCAGAUUCACAGAGAUUUCCGUAAACCUCUCAUUGUAAUGUCCCCAAAGAACUUGCUUCGUCACAAGGACUGCAAGUCAAACCUAUCGGAGUUUGAUGACGUCCAAGGCCACCCAGGUUUUGACAAACAAGGUACCAGGUUUAAGCGCUUAAUAAAAGAUCAGAAUGACCACUCAGAUCUUGAAGAGGGUAUCAGACGCCUGGUCCUUUGCUCCGGAAAGGUCUACUAUGAGCUUGAUGAGGAGAGAAAGAAAGUUGAGGGGAAAGACAUUGCAAUCUGUCGGGUGGAACAACUUUGUCCUUUCCCAUAUGACCUCGUUCAACGUGAAUUGAAGCGAUAUCCAAAUGCGGAGAUUGUUUGGUGCCAGGAAGAGCCAAUGAACAUGGGUGCAUAUUCGUACAUUGCACCACGGCUUUCUACUGCGAUGAAAGCACUGGGCAGAGGUACCAUAGAUGACAUAAAAUAUGUCGGUCGUGCUCCUUCUGCUGCCACAGCAACUGGUUUCUAUCAGGUUCAUGUGAAAGAACAGACCGGGCUUGUCCAGAAAGCGUUGCAACAGGAUCCAGUUAAUUCCCCAUGCGUUGCAACAGGAUCCAAUUAAUUCCCCAUUCUGAAGCUGAGGCUAUGUUGUAUUCGUUUGCACAAAGUACCAAGACUGAUGCUGAAAAUAAGAGAUUUAAUUCUACACAUUAUUUUGGGGUGAGAAUUUUGAUUCUUUGGGAAGCAGGGACAUUAUUUGUGCCUUUUGUCUUCUUCGUAGAGCUGUACAAAUAAAAUGUCAGAAACCAGGUUUCUGUUUCUCCGUUCAACACUUCAAUGAGACUGAAGUACAUGAUCUGUUUAAAGAGCUGGCUGUAUAUUUGCAAUCUUGUUUUACUCCAGUUUGUGAUUGACCAAUUUUAAUGAAAAAAGAAUAACAUCUCCUUAUUAUCCUA
This is a messenger RNA of Lycium ferocissimum, 2908 nucleotides long. RefSeq lists its product as uncharacterized. The record is from RefSeq and is a predicted model, not a curated record. Gene Ontology annotation, cellular component: oxoglutarate dehydrogenase complex; mitochondrion. Bases 1 to 2574 code for a protein of 857 amino acids. Lineage: Eukaryota; Viridiplantae; Streptophyta; Magnoliopsida; Solanales; Solanaceae. The transcript has 11 exons. Gene Ontology annotation, molecular function: oxoglutarate dehydrogenase (succinyl-transferring) activity; thiamine pyrophosphate binding. Gene Ontology annotation, biological process: tricarboxylic acid cycle.